Messenger RNA from Nothobranchius furzeri (turquoise killifish), 1144 nucleotides. It is a transcript of the gene ccdc124, whose product is annotated as coiled-coil domain containing 124. Lineage: Eukaryota; Metazoa; Chordata; Actinopteri; Cyprinodontiformes; Nothobranchiidae. Gene Ontology annotation, molecular function: transcription coactivator activity. Gene Ontology annotation, biological process: transcription by RNA polymerase II. Gene Ontology annotation, cellular component: nucleus. The record is from RefSeq and is a predicted model, not a curated record.
GCAAGAUCGGGGCCUGUUGAUGACAUCAUCACUACGCGCCCUUGUUAGGGGUGGAGGUGGCGGAUGCCUCUUCAAAACAGUAAAUUGUUGUUUCCUGGUUUUCGUCUCCUAUCGCUGAAAUAGCAGCUGUUGGGAUGCCCAAAAAGUUCCAGGGGGAAAACUCUAAGGCGGCCACAGCCAGAGCCCGAAAGGCUGAAGCCAAGGCUGUCGCAGAUGCCCGCAAGAAGCAGCAGGAGGAGGAUGCCCUCUGGCAAGAAACAGACAAACAUGUUCUCAAGAAAGAGCAGAGAAAAGAUGGGAAGGAGAAGAAGAGGAUGGAGCUCUUGGAGAGGAAAAAGGAAAACCAGCGACUUCUGGAUGAGGAGAGUUCCCAUCUAAAAGGCAAAUCUCAGAAGGAGGCUGGAUCUGGUGGAAAAGUGACCCGUGCCCAAAUUGAGCAGAUGCUUCAGAACGAACAGGAAGAGCAACAGGAGAUCAAACAGAAAGAGAAAAGCCAUUUGGAGACCCCGUUGGAGGAGAAUAUCAACAGAGUUAUAGCUGAUGAAGGAUCUGUGGAAGCCAGAACAAUAGAGGACGCCAUCGCUGUGCUCAGCACUGAAUCAGAGGACCUGGACCGCCACCCGGAGCGGAGGAUGAAAGCUGCAUUUGCUUCCUAUGAGGAAGCAAACAUGCCUCGUCUAAAACAGGAGAACCCCAACAUGCGGCUGUCACAGCUGAAGCAACAGCUGAAGAAGGAAUGGAAUAAAUCUCCAGAAAACCCCCUGAACCAGCGUUUUGCCACCUACAACACAAAGUGAUUUCUUUUUUUCUUGCCAUAACAUUUGACAACUCAGCUUGGGCACAUUGGAGACUUCUAUUGGAAAAAAAAAAAAAUUUCAGUGAAUAAUGUGCUGCUGAUGAGAACUUCAUCUGGAGGUUUCAUGUGUCAGAGGACACAACUUUGUUCUUCCAUUGGCUAGCAAGAAAAAUCAAGUUUUUUUCAUAUCGAGUUAACGACUCAUCAUCAUAUUUGUGUGCAUAGACUCUAAUGAAGCAUUCGAACAUCUAAUUAAUUAACUUGCAUCUUUUUUUCUAACCCAUCUGGGUAGGUGGGACUCCAGAUGUUGUGAGAGUAACUUAUUAAAGUUCAUCUCUAAAUCGCCAA